Sorex fumeus (smoky shrew) is the source of this 1273-nucleotide messenger RNA. RefSeq names its product SLX1 homolog A, structure-specific endonuclease subunit (gene SLX1A). Gene Ontology annotation, molecular function: 5'-flap endonuclease activity; crossover junction DNA endonuclease activity. Gene Ontology annotation, cellular component: Slx1-Slx4 complex. The record is from RefSeq and is a predicted model, not a curated record. Lineage: Eukaryota; Metazoa; Chordata; Mammalia; Eulipotyphla; Soricidae. The transcript has 6 exons. Bases 318 to 1133 code for a protein of 271 amino acids. Gene Ontology annotation, biological process: double-strand break repair via homologous recombination.
GCCCCGGCCAGCCGUUCUCCCACGGCCUAGCGUCUCGGCGCCGGCGGUCAGCGGGGCAGGGGGUCCGUCGGCACGGGGGCGGGUCGGCCGCCUGCACGGACUCUUUAGGGUCCAGACACCCUCGCUGCAGCCCGGAGAGGGGACACGAACCCGCGCCGCUUGGCUUUUAGGCCACCUCGGGGUCGUCCCAAGCAUUUCCCCCAACACGAGCAUCUCGCGACCCCCGCCCAUCCCCUCCCGGGCUCGCCGGCCUCGGCGGUCCACCCCCAGCCGCGUCCACCCGCAGCUUCGGCCCUCGACCCCAAGCCUCGCCCCCGAUGAGCCCCGCGGGGGGCUUCUUUGGCGUCUACCUCCUCUACUGCCUGAACCCUCGGCACCCGGGCCGCGUCUACGUGGGCUUCACGGUCAACCCAGCCCGUCGCGUGCAGCAGCACAACGGGGGCCGCAAGAAAGGCGGGGCCUGGCGGACGAGCGGGCGCGGGCCCUGGGAGAUGGUGCUCAUCGUGCACGGCUUCCCUUCAGCAGUGGCCGCCCUUCGGUUCGAGUGGGCCUGGCAGCACCCGCACGCCUCGCGCCGCCUGGCACAUGUGGGUCCCCGGCAGCGCGGUGAGGUCCCCUUCGCCUUCCACCUGCGCGUGCUGGCGCACAUGCUGCGCGCGCCACCCUGGGCGCGCCUCCCGCUCACGCUGCGCUGGCUGCGCCCCGACUUCCGCCGGGAGCUGUGUCCACAGCCGCCGCCGCACGUGCCGCUGGCCUUCGGGCCUCCGCCCCCGAGGCGCCGCGCCGCACCCACCACCCACCCGGCCCGGGACCCGGACUCCGAGGCCCGCUGCAGUCUGUGUGCACGUGAGCUCCAGGAUGAAGAGGGGCCCCUGUGCUGCCCGCACCCUGACUGCCCACUCCGAGCCCACAUGAUCUGCCUGGCAGAGUCGUUCCUGCGGGAGGAGCCAAGGCAGCUUCUGCCCCUGGAGGGCGAGUGUCCCGGCUGCAAGAACUCGGUGCUGUGGGGAGAUCUGAUCUGGCUGAGCGGCAUGGGCGUCCAGGAAGCAGAGGAUGAUGUGGAAUUCAAGGAGGCACACUGGACAGACAUGCUGGAGACUGACCCCUCCCCCCCGCACCUGACUCCCCCUUAGACCUGCCCCUAUUUCCCCUCUGGACUUGAUCCCCCUGCCCCUAGACCUGCCUCUCUGCCCCCCAGCCCUGCCCCUGGCCUUAGGCCCGACCUACCCUCUUCCCACCCCUUUUCUCUGCCAUCCCUGCCCGUCUGAGGGGU